AUGCCACUAUUGCAUUUUGGUCUUGAUAAGAGGGAUGCCAAAGAGAAAAGUAAAAGGAUAUCUGAAUCUCAACAAGAAAUGAGAUUAAGAAAUAGAAAUAUAAGUAAACCAAUUCCUCUUACUAUUCCGAUGAACAUUGAAGAAGGAAGUUCCACUCUAAGGGUUAAGAAAUUUUGA
Funneliformis mosseae is the source of this 177-nucleotide messenger RNA. NCBI's taxonomy places the organism in Eukaryota, Fungi, Glomeromycota, Glomeromycetes, Glomerales, Glomeraceae. The record is from the annotation of a GenBank genome assembly.